UCUUUUAGAAUAGUCUUCUCUUUUGUAACCUUUUCCUUUUGUUAAUAAAGAGUCUAUAUUCCCUUCCGCUCAUACUCUCAACCCUUCCCCCGUGAUUUAGGUCUGGUUAUUAAAAAAUAGGAAAGAUUGCGGCUCACAAUUUGGUCUGGUUAGGUCUGGUUUUAUAAAAAUUGACCUAUGCCAAUAAUUCCUUUUCUUUGUCCCAUAUUAGGACCACCAGUAUCAAUCAAUUUACCAAUUUUGAAGACAAUUGGUACGAUAUUAUUAGUCUCGUUUCAAUUUUUGUAUGAUUCCUACGUACAUAUCAGCAUGUAUAGAUUUGUCUUGUUUCGUAUUGGCUGGUACCAUCCCUUCUUUCUAGAUGCAAGAUUUUUUUCCCCACUUGUUUGUUUCUUGUAUCCACUUCUUAACAUUGUUCCGAACAAAAAUUGUUCAUCAAUCUACAACGACAUUAAUACAUAUCAAAAUAAAAUGAUAUAAUCGAUGACCUUAACUUCAGUAAAACGAUGUAAGAAUCCACUGUAGCAGAGCAAUGCUGGGUAGAGAGAGCCUUGAAUGCUUGGUAAGUUUGCCAGAACAUAGCCAGGCCAAAUCAUCCAUCGCAGCUAUAAAAUUAAGGGUAAACUACAUUGGUAGUCACCCAAGUAUGAUCUUUUUUUUCUUUUUUGAUCACUCAAGUAUGAAAAGUUAUAAAACAGUUAAUUGUUCAAUUGUUUUUUUUAAUUGCUCAAUUAUCUGGAUUUUUGGGUGCUUCCAUUUCUACAUUAGCCAACUGUUGGCCAUAAAAGACAAUUGAAUAGUUAGAUGAUCAUUUUGUAAUUUUUCAUAAUUGGGUGACCAAAAAAGAAAAAGGAAACCAUAGUUGGGUGAUCUGUACUGUAAUUUGCCCUAAUAUUAAUAGCUAACUUGCAAUAUGCAUACACGACUGAUUCACCAUCUCCAAGCCCUUGGUCAAGCUUGACAGCUGAGUAUAUUUUACAAAUAUUGCAUGAAAAAAAGCUUUGAAAUGUGUCAUACUACAGUUUUAUCCCCACCCUUUUCACCUACAACAUUAAUUUCUGGUGAAGCAAUCAUAAAUGUCCAAUAAGAUCGAAGCUUUUGGCAUCCCAAGGAAAUAUCAGUUGUAACCUAGUCAGCAUCAUCAUUCCCUCAUAAAAUUCAUAAUACAGUUGAUUCAUAGUCCCCCUUCCCCCCAAGUCCCUUGGUGAAACCCUUUUUUUAGACAUGGAAGAACUGAGAAUUCAAGAAAGGGAUCAUGUUGUCAAUGGUGAUCAACAACAUGAAUUUGAUAUCAGAAACAAUCCAAACUCACAAACUAUAUCUGAUGUGUUAAAAUGUUGUUUCAUCAAAUUGUUGGUAGAUGGCAUGGAUAUGGUGUUGAAAGAUGCAAAAUCAAGGAAAAUCAAUGGCCUUAAUUCUUCACUAGAGGAAUUUAGUUUCCAUUGUAAGGAUUCAUGGAAACAUGAACAUGUCAAUAUAUCUAUAGGGGGCUAUACUGAAUUCCUCAUGAAUUUUCUUACUUUUCCUCCAGUUCUAUGAUCAAAUUGGUGGGGUUUCAACUUAAUCUUUUAGUCACCUUUUUCACAUUCCCUAUAUGGUUUUCUUACUUUGCUUUCAUGUCUUUGAUGUUUCCAUUACAUGCUGUAAAGAAAAUCAUUGAGAAAAUUGUUCACAAUGUUGAAUUAAACUAACAAAACUGUUAAAGCCAAAGCAGUGAACUUGGCAACUAAGUCCAUUUCAACUCUAAACUUGAAAAAUGAAAAAGUUUCAUAAGGUGGCAUUUUGUUUUAAAAUAAUUUUAUGUGAUGACAGGGUACAAUCUCAUAGUGUUACAUCAUCAGAAAUCUUGAUGGAAUCCAAGUUUAGGGACCAAAAUAUACUUAGUUGCCAAAUUCAGGUGGCAAAGUGAAAAAAAAAGGUACAAGUACGAAAGUGAAUCUAAUUGCUAAGGUCAGGGAGUGAAAGUUAUAUUAAUCCUUUUUUAACGCAAACGAAAAGAUGCUCUACCAACUGGAAAAGGUCAAGUUUUGCUCUUCAAAGCCCAAUUUCAAAGCCCACCCGUCCUACCGUUGCUCGAAAAUUGGAAAUUUGUAGUGGGGGUUUUUGCAGGAAGCCUUAAACCCAGAAAAUUGAGCUGAUUUUUUUUCCCUUCUUUUUUGAGGUGAUAUUUUGUAAGGCUACCUUACUGAUAGACAGUAGCAGCUUCAAAGUUCUAGACCAAUGCUCCAGACACUAUCGACAGCGUCAUCAUUAUGGAAUCCAUCUCAGAGGAGUGCAUGUUUAGAAAUCGUGGAAUUUCAGAGGUCUCAAUUAUCAUCUCUGAGUCCGUGUCCUUUUUAUUUGAAGUUUGGGAGCAAAUCAGUUCAGAAAGGUAGAGCACUUGUUUCAGGAACUUUUCCAUAUGCCUGUCAGAGGCCUAAACAGUACCCUGCCAGCAAGAAGCCAGGGGAAUAUCCCCAAAAUAUGGAUCUUCCACCAGUACUGCCUAAGAAAAAGAAGAAACCUUAUCCUAUUCCUUUCAAAGAGAUCCAGAAAGCUGCAAGGAAGGAUAAGAAACUUGCUGAGAGGGGUGUAGAGAAGCCACUUCAGCCUCCUAAAAACGGAUUACUUGUUCCUGAACUUAUUCCUGUCGCAUAUGAGGUGUUAGAUGCAUGGAAACUUUUGAUUGAAGGUCUUGCACAGCUUUUGCAUGUCAUUCCUGUUUACGGUUGCAGUGACUGCUCUGAAGUUCAUGUGGCUCAUAGUGGUCAUAAUAUUCAGGAUUGCAAAGGUCCAAGGAGCUCAAAGCGCCGUGGUUUACAUUCAUGGGUGAAAGGUUCCAUCAAUGACAUUCUUAUCCCCAUAGAAUCAUAUCACCUUUAUGAUCCUUUUGGCCGGCGCAUCAAGCAUGAAACACGGUUUGACUAUGACAGGAUUCCUGCUGUUGUAGAGCUAUGCAUCCAAGCCGGUGUGGACAUCCCAGAGUACCCUUCACGACGAAGAACCAAUCCCAUCAGAAUGAUCGGAAAGAAAAUAAUCGAUCGUGGCGGAUACGUUGAGGAGCCUAAGCCAUGGCGUGCAGUGGAUCCAUCCUCUUCCUCAAUUAUAGAUCUUGACACAUGUGGAGCUUGCGAGCGAUUUCCACCUCCCUCACCCGAAGAUGUACCCAUCAUUGCACAGGAAACAAUGAAUGCACAUGAGACAGUUCAGACAGGUGUUACGAAGUUGAUGAAGAAGUACACGGUGAAGGCAUGUGGAUAUUGCUCGGAAGUCCAUGUAGGGCCAUGGGGUCACAAUGCUAAACUUUGCGGAGAAUUUAAGCACCAGUGGAGGGACGGGAAGCAUGGUUGGCAGGAUGCCACGGUCAGUGAAGUUUUCCCACCAAAUUAUGUGUGGCAUGUUCAAGACCCAAAGGGACCUCCCAUGAGAAGUGCAUUGAAGAGAUAUUAUGGCAAGGCUCCUGCUGUGGUUGAACUUUGCAUGCAAGCUGGAGCUCAAGUACCUCGCAGAUAUAAACCUAUGAUGAGGCUUGACAUUAUAGUCCCUGAAAGUGAGGAGGCCAGCUUAGUUGCAUGAUCUUCAGGUUUAUUGAUAAUCCAUUUUUGGUGCUUUGUAUCUUUUUUAACUUUGUAUAAUUUGUUCAUAUUCUUAUUCCAAUGUACCUAACCAAAGAUGAAGAAGCCAUAUUCAUUACUUCAUUUUUA
This is a messenger RNA of Gossypium raimondii (Peruvian cotton), 3683 nucleotides long. RefSeq names its product APO protein 1, chloroplastic. Gene Ontology annotation, molecular function: RNA binding. The transcript has 5 exons. The record is from RefSeq and is a predicted model, not a curated record. Bases 2221 to 3555 code for a protein of 444 amino acids. Lineage: Eukaryota; Viridiplantae; Streptophyta; Magnoliopsida; Malvales; Malvaceae.